CAAGAUCGCCUGAUGAUGACGAUGAUGUUGCGGGAACUAAGGGAGGCCCAGACAAGCAAACAUGGCGGCGGGGGGCUUGUUUACGCUGGAGACUUGGAAGAACUGGGAGAAAUCUGGCAAGGCGGAACUAGUGCAGACAAUUAGACAUCUAAUUAAAGAAAAUGGAGAAAACCCGGGCCUGUCCAAGCCUAACCAGAGCCCAACGAAAGAUUUAUCAAGAGCACUUUACGAGUUUUUGUCGGCCAUCGUUAGGGGACACUUAAGAAGAGACUAUGCCAGGCCUGUUCUUAUAGAUAUGGUGAACUGGCACCCAGACAUGGCGUCCCAGUUAGUCGAGAUCACCACACUGCUUGACCUUGAGACAGCUGCAGUAGAGAGGUUCAGCAGGAAUAGGGAUAACCUGCUGGGUCUGCUGAAGUCACUUGACGCGGACCGACUGCUGAAAGAGAGGCUGGAAAUUGAGACGCUGGGUGAUGCUGGAAUUGUGCGCCACAAGAAGAAUUUUCACACUAAGCAGAUUAAAGUGAAGACUAAGCUGUUUUACAAGCAACAGAAAUUCAACUUGCUACGAGAGGAGACCGAAGGAUAUGCCAAGCUUGUUACGGAGCUUAACCAGGAGAUAACAGACCGAAUUACCCCAAACUCAAUGAUUCAAGUGAUCCGAAGUCUUAUAGGUGGGUUUAAUCUGGACCCUAACCGCGUGCUGGACCUCAUCCUGGAGUCGCUGGAAUCUCGGCCCCACCUUCACCAGUUCUACACGUCCUUGCUGAGUCAGUACCCGUGUGAAUCGGCGACCAUCAGCGAAAUUCUCGGCUUCAAGUUGAACACCAGCGCGAAGGAAGGAGGCGGCAAGGAGACACAAGGGAUUUACACCACAAUAUCCUUGCUCCUUCAGGCUGAUAUCCUUCAACUGCAGGAUAUUUAUGUUUGGCUGACACCAGAAGACUCCUCCAUGGCAGAAGAACACCAGAGGGAGGAGGCGGAGGCAACAGAGAUGGCACACAGGGUGAAUAUUGUGUCCACGAAGGAUAAGGAUAAAGAGAAGGAGAAGGAGAAGGAGGAUGAAGAGAGGGAAAGGCAAGAACAGCAGAGAAAUCCGGAAAGAUAUUUAAACAACCAGAAGAUUCAGCUUUGUAUUGCUUUGUUACAAGUGGGCGACUGGGACCACUUCCAGGAGAUUUCAAGAAGGUUCCCCGAUUUCUACCUGGUGUCAAUCCCUCCAAUCAGCAAGGCUCUUUGUAACCUGAUCCACACCUUGUUUGAGACUGUGUACCGCAAGGUAUGCCAUCUCCCCAGCCGCCUCCAGGGAACAGUCAUUGAACCUCUGGACAACCCAAGAGCAGUACAGCCAGCCACAAACUAUAACGACCUGGUUCUCAUUACAUUUCCUAUGCUGACUGCCCUUGGCCCACACCUCUGCCAUGACCCUGGAUUAAUGUACAAGGUUCUGAGGACUGCACGACAUGGGCUUAAGCAGCAGGUACGUGUGGGUCCUGACGGCAUGCGAGGACUCUUCUACUACGAGUUCCUGGACAUUCUGGACGAGGUGAUGCUUCCGGCUCUCUCCAUGCUUGAUUCCAACCCCUGCAUGGCGGAGGAGAUCUGGGAGACACUUAAAUUCUACCCUUAUCAGCACAGGUACAAGCUCUAUGGACGCUGGAAGAACGAGACUUGCAACCAACACCCGGCCCUUGUGAGGCGCCGAACUGCCCUGUUGAAGAAAGCCAAGUUUAUCAUGAUGAGGAUCACCAAGGAAACCAUUAAGCCAGUUAGCCGCGGUAUUGGGAAGCUGACCCACAACAACCCUGCGCCGAUAUUCCAUUAUAUCCUUAUUCAAGUCCAGCUGUACGACAACUUGAUAGGGCCAGUGGUGGACAGCUUCAAGUACCUCACCUCUCUCUCCUAUGACGUGUUGGGCUACUGCAUCGUGGAGAUACUAUCCGAGAACAAAGACAGGAUAGCCAAUGACGCCAUGGCCAUUUCGUCGUGGCUCCAGGCGCUGUCCAGUUUCUGCGGGGCCGUGUACAAGAAAUACCCCAUUGAUCUUGGUGGGAUUCUACAGUUUGUGGCCAACCAGCUCAAGGCAGAGAAGUCCAUUGAUCUGUUGAUUCUGAGGGAGAUUGUGCAAAAAAUGGGAGGGACUGAUACCUUGGAGGACCUCACGCCAGACCAGCUGGACGCCAUGUGUGGAGGAGAAUUACUGCGGCGAGAGGCGGGGCAGUACCAGCAGGAACGUAACACAAAGCGGUCAUCAGUGCGUCUGAAGGAGGCGUUGCUGGAGCACGACCUGGCCAUCCCCUUACUGCUCCUCACGGCACAGCAGCGCUCCUCUGUCGUGUACAACCAGACUGAAUCGCCGCACCUCAAGCUGGUUGGCAAGCUGUAUGACCAGUGCCAGGAUACAAUGGUGCAGUUUGGGUCGUACCUGUUCCAAGUGGUGACGAUUGACGAAUUGAGUGGCCGCAUGCCCCCCAUUGGCACCCUGCUGUCCGACUGUCAUGUUUCAGCUGAUGUGGCCUUCUUCCUUGCCAGGCCACUAUUCAUCAAUAUGCUCAAUGCAAAAUAUGACGAGCUUCGGAAACAAGACAAAGGAGAAAAGAAAAUGACUUUGGAGCAGAAGAAAAUGAGGUACCUGGAAGCAUGUUCUGAAGUGUUUGGGCCCAUCGUCACCAGCAUUCGGCCUCACUUCAGCAUCAAGGUGUGGGAAGACAUGGACCCGUCAUUCUUUCUCACCUUCUGGACGCUCACCAUGUCUGACCUAGAAGUGCCCCACCACAUGUACGAGAAGGAGAUUAAGAAGAUUGAUCCUAACCAGCCCUCCAGUAAUAAGAGGAAGAAGGAAGCUGACAGACUUCUUGCCCUGAAGGAGAAACUGCAGGAAGAGGAGAAGAGACAGAAAGAACAUGUCGAGAGGGUCUUGGCACGGCUGCAGCAGGAAAAGGACAGAUGGUUCACUCUCAGGGGCGCUCGUUCCCCCAAAAAUGACACAGUGACGGCUUUCCUGCAACUGUGUCUCUUCCCUCGUUGCACCUUCACCACCUUGGAUGCGAUUUAUUGUGCUAAGUUUGUGAAAAUGUUGCACAGUUUGAAGACACCAAAUUUCUCUACCCUGAUAUGCUAUGACAGGAUGUACUGCGACAUCACCUACACAGUCGCCUCGUGCACAGAACAGGAGGCACACCGCUACGCCCGGUUCCUCCUCGGCACUCUGGAGACUGUGAUGCACUGGCACACCUCACAUAAUAAUUACGAGAGGGAGUGCGCGUCCUACCCCGGCUUCGUCACCAAGUAUAGGGUGUCACGUCAGGAAGCAAACGACUAUGUGGAUUACGAGAACUACCGCCAUGUUGUGCAUAAGUGGCAUUACAAGAUUACUAAGGCGCUGAUCACGUGCCUAGAGAGUGGUGACUACAUCCAGAUCCGCAAUGCCAUCCUCAUUCUGCAGGGGAUCAUCCAGAGGUUCCCAGCCAUCAUCAACCUUGCCAUUGUCAUUGAGAAGAGGAUAGAGAUGGUGAAGCUGCAGGAACGAAACAGCCGCAACGACCUGUACGUGCUGGCCAACAGUUACUCAGGGCGUCUCAAGGCAAUUAAACCCAACCUGCCACAAGAGCCUGAGUUUCAUAUUGUUCCCAAGCGCACACCGGCAGCACAGAAGGUCAACGGCACCCCAGACAGCACCGCCACAUCGGGGGGUGCCGGCGCAGGUGAUGGCAAAGGCACUCCCGCAGAACAAGUGGAUGGUAAACAAGCAAAGGCUGAGGCAAUGGAGGUGGCCAAUGGAGAUGUGGAGGCAAAGGAGGAAAGGGAGGCAAAGAAGGGAGAGAAUAACAGCAAACCAACCAAAGAGAAGAGAGAUGUGGCAGAGAAGAAAGGGGGAGGAGAGGAAGGAGAAGGGAAGAGGCCAGAGGAGAAGAAGAGAGAGGAGAAGGAAAAGAAGAAAGAGAAGGAGAAGGAGAAGGAGGAGAGAGAGGAAAAACCAAGGAAGAGAUCAAAAGAAUCAAAGAAGAUAAAGCAGGAGGAGGAAGAGUACCUGGAGGAGAGGGAUGAGAGGGAGCGAGGCGAGAGAGACAGGGAGAGAGAGAGGGAGAGAGAGAGAGAGGGCAGCGCGACUUCCAACACUUCUUCAACUUCUGCCAAGAUGGAUCCACCCGAGGCUUCACCAAGAGGUUCAAAACGCCGGAAGACCGAUCACAGCAGCAAGAACCGCGGCAAGGAGGAAGCCUCUCGUCGUGACCAUAAACACAAAGAAAGAUCAAAAUCAAGAGAACCAGAGAGUGUUCCUUCACCUAAGGAGUCCAAGAAAGAGAAGAAGGAAAGGAAGAGGGACCGGUCGCAGGAUGAUGGAGUAGAGGUGGACCAGAAACGGAAGAAGGGAGGAGAGGAACGGAUGAAGUCGAACGGAAGACAGGAAGAUGAACAUAAACACAGACAUCGGCAGGUGGAGGCGGAGGAGUACUAUGAAAGGUAUUCGAGCAAGGACUCUCAUCGCGCGGACUAUGACUAUGAGCGAGAGUAUGAAAAGCAGACCACACGCCAUAAAAGGAAGAACUAAAUGCGCACACACACACACACACACACACACACACACACACACACACAAUUUUUUAUCGUGUUUAUUCUCACAGUGUCAGAUUUUUUUUAUUAAAUGCUCAAAUUCUUGAACUUUUUAAGGUUUACUGUUAUUAUUAUUAUUAUUAUUAUUAUUAUUAUUAUUAUUAUUAUUAUUAUUAUUAUUAUUAUUAUCGUCAUCACUGGCUUUUUUAUAUAAUUUUCCUUGAAGAAGAGAAGGAAAGAAGGAAGUGAAGAUGAUAAUGGGAAAGAAAGAAAGUAAGAGAAAGAAAGAAAGGAGGAUUAGUAAGGGACCCACCAGUUGUAACUCUCAGAAGCCUUGUGUGAUAGAGAGAGAGAGAGAGAGAGAGAGAGAGAGAGAGAGAGAGAGAGAGAGAGAUUUUAAAGGUGCAAUGAAAACCUAUUUUUAGUGCGAAUGUGAUUACUGAGAGAGAGAGAGAGAGAGAGAGAGAGAGAGAGAGAGAGAGAGAGAGAGAAUAGCCUUUAGUUUUUUGUAUAUAAAUGAAAAACAAAAAAGGAAGAAAAAAAUAGAAUACUAAGAAAGAAAAAUAAGAAGGAAAGAGAGAAAGAAUAACAAAAAAAAAUCUAACUUAGGAAAAAGAACUUUAAAAAACAAUGGAAGAUUUAUUUACACAAAAGAAAUGGGAAUAAACUAAUUAAUAUUUAGAUUAUAAAAAAAAAAGAUUACAAAGAUGAUGAUGUAUAAACUGGUAAUUAAAAAAAAAUGUAUAUGUAUGGUUUUCAUAUUGGUUUAUUUAUUUAUUUAUUUUAUUUAUUUAUUUUUUUCAUAUAUACCAUGUGUUUAUUAUAAGUGAGUUUUAUUUUAUUUAUUUUUAUUUAUUUAUAUAUUUGUUUUGUUUACUUAAAUGUACAACAAUUUUCUCAUUUCGUAACAACUUUUUGCUUUUUUUUUAUUUAUUUUUGUAACAUUUUUCACAGUAAUGAUUAGAAAGUGUGAUUUCGUAUUUUUUCCACUUUUUUUCGUUUAUUUUUUAUUUGCAGUUUGUGAACUUUGUAUGGAGCUCCAAGUGUGAUGGGGAGAGAGCAUUAAAUUAUUUAGAUACAAGAA
Molecule: messenger RNA, 5638 nt
Organism: Scylla paramamosain (green mud crab)
Lineage: Eukaryota; Metazoa; Arthropoda; Malacostraca; Decapoda; Portunidae
Gene: tho2
Product: THO complex subunit 2-like
Exons: 30
Coding region: 62-4552 (1496 amino acids)
Biological process (GO): mRNA export from nucleus; mRNA processing
Cellular component (GO): THO complex part of transcription export complex
Molecular function (GO): mRNA binding
Source: RefSeq, a predicted model, not a curated record